Messenger RNA from Dermacentor silvarum, 4009 nucleotides. RefSeq lists its product as uncharacterized. The coding region runs from base 1262 to 3277 and encodes 671 amino acids. The record is from RefSeq and is a predicted model, not a curated record. Lineage: Eukaryota; Metazoa; Arthropoda; Arachnida; Ixodida; Ixodidae. The transcript has a single exon.
CAUUACGUUCUAAGCAUACUUAUUUACCAAACUGCUAAAGCUUAUAUUUAUAUCACUUUUCAAUAAAGAGAUACUACAGGUCUAACUUCAAGAAAACACCGAAUAAUGAAAAUUUCUGAUGACAAUAACAAAAAAACACCAUUUUUGAUAUUACUUAAACUUUGCCCACUUAUUCUCCUCCACAUCAGCUUUCAUAAUCAUUAAAAACAUAUUGCAUAAUUUUGUUCCAUUCGUAGUUACAGCACGUCGAAUGAGGCCCUUACGCAAGGAUAGGCAAUUGUUGUAGAUCCGACUUCUUGCCCGCUAAGUGUUUAGAAUGCAGGUAGGAUUGGAUUUCUUUUUCUUGAAAGGCCAGUAGUACCGAAAAAGGUGGAAAGUAUUAACGUGGCACUCCAGUGGCAAAUCAAGAUGUAGAAUGCCAAGGGAAACAAAAGCAAAACUAUCGGUAACCGGAUGUGCGUGCCUAUCUCAGAUGACGGCAGCAGACUGCCUGAACCAUAGAGUUUCUCACUAUAUUACCUAGAGGGAGAACUGGCGCUGCAGCGCUGUGGUAUCCAUGGGAAUGCCGGUAUAUCGUGACUUCGGAUUGGCAUCGUUCUUGGAGAGCCAGAACGCCUUGAAGACGUGCCUGGCUAGCACCGUUCCGUCUGUCACAAUGAUUCAUUUCCUGCUAAAAUAGCACCUAAAAAACUGCUUUAGCUUUAUUAUUACACAAAAAGAUAUGUUGUUUAAUUUUGAGGACUUACUAUUGGAUGCACAAUUAUAUGAAACGUAAAAAGUAUCAGCUGGCCGCUAAAGUUGGAGGGCAGACGACAAGAUUGUCGCUUGCUUUAGAACAACUUGUCGUCUGUUCUUGCUUUUCUUCACUUCAUUCGGCAUUGUAGGUGAGUAAACUUUAUUGAGAUAUGUAAUAUGGGUGAAUGAAAGCCUUUUAUGUAGAUUUUACUUUAAGAACGCAUUAUUUGUGUAGCCAUAUCCACGUUUUAGACGAAGCCUUGUUCAACACCAGCCAACACAAGCCUCGCAGACACAUAUCCGGUCAUUCCCAUGAGGGCACGGCGCCCUAUAAGAAACUCGCAUAGACGGUGGCGCCAGUUUACCCUCUAGGUGUUAUAGUGAGAAACUCUAUGGCCUGAACAGCAGACGGCCUGAACAGCAGAUGGCCUGACAGGAGAUAGCCUGAAUCGAUCCGCUGUUCACACUUCAUUCGACACCGAUAGUGCUUGUGCUUUGCUCUUACUCUACUGUUCAUGUGCGUCUCAUGGCGGCAAAAUAUAGCUCUGAGCGAGUGUAUUGUGCAGACUACCUUUCUAAGCACAAGAAGCUCAUUGCAAAGAAGCGAAAUUUUCGCAGAGUUACCGACGUAGACGUUAAUGCUUUGGAGCAACUUUUAACAUCCGAAACAUCAGUAACUGUCAAAGAGAAUGACUACUUGUGCUACCCGUGCUUUCGCUACUUCUGCAAUGAAAUAUCCUCACGGAACACACAGUUGAGCGAUGACAUUUUUAUGCCCCCUGAAGCAGAAAUCAACAUCGUCAACCAGAUCAUUGCGACUACCUGCGUGUCCCCUUUGAAACGCCCAGGCGCAGUGAGAAGUCGGGACAGGCCUACUUACAUCAAAAGAAAACAAAGUGAGGUGCAGAAGGCGGUAGCGGAAAAUGUUCGCAACAAGAUACGGCGGGCGUACAACCAAUGUGAUGCAUCUGGAAAUUCAGCCGAAAGAAAGUGCUCCUUCUGCGAGCAGUGGACAGAAAGCUUUCGGCAAGCCUAUGCAGCGUCGACGACACCCCAGGAACGUUAUCAACUUCUGACUCUCCUGCCAUCAACACUAGCUAAACAUGAGAUUAAGAAGCUUAUUCCUGAAGCAUCGAUGUAUGAAAUAAACAAGUCCAGGAAAUUGAAAGAAAAUCACGGUGUGUGGUACCGGCCGGAUCCUUUCACCAGGCACAAGGUGAGCCCUGAGUGCGUAUCUGCGGCACGUGAGUACUACACGAAGGACGAGUUGGAAUGCUCGAGACAAAGCCCUAACAGAAAGGAUGUCUUGUCGGUUACGAUCGAUGGAGAAAAAGUAUUAGUAACAAAGCGUUUCAUGACCAGAUCUAUUAGAGAGGCAUUCCGCAUAUACAAAGACGACCAUCCUGAUUCUGGCAUUGGCCUAUCAAAAUUCUACACCUUGCGACCGCGCUGGGUAAAAUGUUAUCCCCAGCAUGAUGUGUGCGUUUGUGUCAUUUGCGCCAACUAUAAACUUUGCCUUGCCGCUCUUGAGAACAUUACUGGCCACAGAAUCAAUUCUGAUGACCUUCACUCCGCAUUCAUUUGCAUUCCGUCAUCAGCACAGUGCCUUUUACGCGAAUGCAAUCAGUGUCUAAAAGGCGGGUCGCUGACAGUGGAGGAACUUAAUAUCCCAGAAGAAGAAGAAAUACAGCUAGCGACGUGGGAGGCAGGCGACCUUGUGAAAAAGGUUUUGGAUGCUGAUACUUUUUUGAAUCAUCUUCGGGUUCUAGUGGCAAAGUGGAUCGUGCACAACCACAUCAGGAAGACACAAGGCAAAGCUAUCUACGAGGAAAAGCAAUGUACACAGCGUGGGAGCAUUGUAUUCCACUUUGAUUUUGCCGAAAACUGGACUGUCGUGCUUCCUGACGAAGUUCAGGCAUACCACUGGAAAAAGCAGCAAGUAUCCGUGUUUACAUGCGUGGUAACAACGAAAAAAUCUACGGAGAGUUUCGCUAUUGUUAGUGACGACUUGAACCACGACUCCGCUCACGCCUGCUUGGCUCUAAAGAAAGCGACAGAAUGGGUGGACGAUAACCUGCCGGUGUACUCCAAGGUGACGUAUGUGAGUGAUGGAGCCGCCAGUCAUUUCAAAAAUAGAUACCGCCUUUACGAGUUCGGAAAGAGCGAUUGUCCCAAUACCCAAUGGAUAUUCUCAGCAACUGGACACGGGAAAAACGCGUGCGACGGAGUUGGAGGACUCGUCAAGCAUCAAGCAAUGCUCAACAACUUGAGAACAAGCCCUGAAAGUGCAAUUCGGGCAGCCAGAGACUUUGUAACAAUUUUAACAGAAAAACUGAAAGGUGUGCAUCUAAUACAUCUUGAAGAAAAAGAAGUUGUUGCCUUCCGCGACUUAAAGAAGGAUGAGUGGAUGAAAGUGCCCGCCUUCCAUGGCAUUCAGUCUUGGCAUGCCUGGCAGCUAUCCAGGUCAACGGAAGCAUCUCCUGAAUUGUACGUGGCACGCAUAGCCGGGUCUGCAUGGAAGAAACUAUGUGUACAGGAAUGAAGGAAAUCAGCGUUCUUGAAUCAUUCGAAUAAACGAUUGCAGCCCAGAAACAAAUUCUGUUUUAAUGAAGCGGUUCUCCAUUACCUUCACAAUUUUUUUCAUUACGCUAAAGAUUAUUUGGAAUACAGUUGCUUGCUUAUUGAAUUUUAUCCUAUUUUUGGGUUAUCAAAGCUGGGUAUCGAUUUCUGAGUGCGUUUUCGUAGAGGUUAAUUGCGCAAAACGUCUGUGUGCUCUCCGAUGCCGCAGCGCAACCAGGAACCCCACGCGUACAAAACUGAUUCUGAAUCAUUCACUACGGUUUGUCCCACAGCUAAUUUGCAGCGUUAAGGCAUAAAUGACUGGAUACAAUAUCAUGCCAAAAUUUAAAGGUCGUACGCGAUCACAAAUGUCAUAGAAUCUUCAGACCUGCAUGGUGCGCUGAGCCUUGCGUAGGGGCCUCAUUCGACGUGCUGUAACUACGAAUGGAACAAAAUUAUGCAAUAUGUUUUUAAUGAUUAUGAAAGCUGAUGUAGAGGAGAAUAAGUGAGCAAAGUUUAAGUAAUAUCAAAAAUGGUGUUUUUUUUUAUUGUCAUCAGAAAUUUACAUUGUUCGGUGUUUUCUUGAAGUUACACCGGUAAUAUCUCUUUAAUGAAAAGUGAUAUAAAUAUAAGCUUUAGCAGUUUGGUAAAUAAGUAUGCUUAGAACGGAAUGCGGAAUUCUUGCCGCUCUACCACAAGCCUUUUUUGAGAUAAA